AUGAGGCCAAACACUCGAUUGUGCAAGCAGCUGCUUGCUCAGCGCCGGACUUUCUCGUCCACUGCGCGUCGGUUGGAUAACUAUGCCUUCAUUGGCCUAGGCCAGAUGGGCUACCAAAUGGCUAGAAACCUACAAUCCAAGCUUCCACCAAGCGAUACUGUUCGCAUUUAUGACAUCAACCGAGGUGCGGCUGAAAAGCUCGCCCAGGAGAUGUCGGCACAGCAAGCCGGAGGAGCUUCCGUUCAGGUGGUGGACAGUGCAGCCGAUGCGUCGAGAGAAGCGGACACGGUUGUAACAUGCCUACCCGAACCUCAGCACGUCAAGGCAACAUACGAGUCGAUCCUUAAGUCGGACCUACCUUCCCGACCUGGUCCUCGUUUGUUCAUUGACUGCUCGACCAUCGACCCUACCUCCUCUCGUGAGGUUGCCGCCGCUGUAGAGAAGGCCCUCCCUAACGGAAAGGGUCACUUCGUCGAUGCCCCCAUGUCAGGUGGUGUCGUUGGAGCUACCGCAGGCACGUUGACGUUCAUGCUUGGUGCGCCCAAGUCCCUUGUUGCCAGGUCUGAGAUCGUCCUGCAGCGCAUGGGCAAGCGGGUGUUGCACUGCGGUCCUCAGGGAGCGGGUUUGGCGGCGAAGCUUGCCAACAACUACCUGCUGGCGAUUGAGAAUAUUGCUACCGCGGAGGCCAUGAACCUGGGUGCCCGAUGGGGCCUUGAUCCGAAGGUGCUCGCCAGCGUGAUCAAUGUCAGCACUGGAAAGUGCUGGCCCAGUGAAGUCAACAAUCCUGUGCCCGGCGUCGUAGAGACUGCCCCAGCCAACAGAGACUACUCCGGUGGUUUCGGAAUAGGACUCAUGCGCAAGGACUUGAGGCUGGCCAUUCUAGCAGCAAAGGAGGCCGACGCUAAGCUUGUGCUGGCGGACAAGGCUUCAGAGGUGUACGAGACUGCCGAGUCAGAAGAGCGAUGCAAGGGCAGAGACUUCUCGGUUGUCUAUAGGUGGUUGGAUGGAAAAGAGUAG
Molecule: messenger RNA, 1017 nt
Organism: Sordaria macrospora k-hell
Lineage: Eukaryota; Fungi; Ascomycota; Sordariomycetes; Sordariales; Sordariaceae
Biological process (GO): L-valine catabolic process
Cellular component (GO): mitochondrion
Molecular function (GO): 3-hydroxyisobutyrate dehydrogenase activity; NADP binding; NAD binding
Source: RefSeq, a predicted model, not a curated record